ACCGGCUCCUCCUCUCGUCCUGCUCAGGUGCGCCGGCCUCUUCCUCCCUCCCUUCCCUGCGUCGCCGGCCCUCUUCCUCCCUCCAUUCCCUGCGCCGCCGGCCCUCUUCCUCCCUCCCUCCGUCUGCCGCGCCGCCGUCAACCCUCGAUGUGCUGCGCCGCCGUCAACCUUCCUCCCUGCUGCACCGCCGGCCGUCUACCUCCCUCCCUCGUUCUCAUCCUCUCUCGAUCUGAUCUGAUGCAACUCAUUUCUUUCUUGAUCUGCAGGAUAGAAGGAGAACAAGGCAGGGUACUCCGGCGUGGCGGCAUUGCGAAGCAGAGCUUCCUCUCCUGAAGCUAUCGGGAAACUGUUAACCUUGACACUCUAUCAAGGUGCAAACACAGCUGCUGACCAAUAAUUUGGGUCAUGUCUACGCCCGCUUGCAAAGACGGGGCUAAUCUUGACGACAACCAUCCCAACGGGCGACGUGCCAAGUCCAAACAUGCUCACCCGUUUGACCCCGAGAACCGCGGACCAUUGGUCUUUUUUGUCUUAGUCAUAAUUUUCUUCUGCUGCGUGAUUGUGAUCGCAGCUUUCAAUGAGGACGCAGCUUUCAAUGAGGACCAACCACCUGGCGUUGGCGAUAUCUUCCUCCGACUUAUAGGAAAAAGUGGGCUUGAUCCCGGUGCCUCUCCGCCGACUUCGCCGGCUUUCCGCCUUGUGUUGGACUUCGAACGAACACCACAAACCUACCGGCGCUGCAGCGGAGGAGGCAACUCGUUGCUGCACGUCUCCUACCAUGACAUGAUCCUGGCGUGGGCUCAAGUGCCAGAUUUCUGCAUCUACGGCGACCGGGGCAUUGGCAGUGUUGGUACCUUGGAGGUGGAGGCCAAGGCAGACGCCUCCGUGCUGCGAGAGGAGGUGCGCAACUUGCUUUGGAGCGAGAUUCAGGUCGUGGGGAAGGUCAAGUUCGACGUGCAAGGAGAGGUCGUGGGCCUAGGGUAUCUUCGCUGCGAGUUCUUCAUCAUGAAAGAUAAGGCUGCGCAUGUGCCCAAGAGCCUGUGCAUCCUCCGUCAAUAGGCUGGACCUAUGCCUUCUGAUAAGGGUGUUAUAUAUUCUCCCUUCUGUCACUGGAUUGCAUUUACUUUUGUAAUAGCUGCUAUAUUCUGCUUUGAAAUAAAACAAAACAAUUUCAGCUGCAUAUUGUUUUUAAAGAUUUGUACCGAUGCCUUGAGCCAA
Hordeum vulgare subsp. vulgare (domesticated barley) is the source of this 1218-nucleotide messenger RNA. RefSeq lists its product as uncharacterized. The record is from RefSeq and is a predicted model, not a curated record. Lineage: Eukaryota; Viridiplantae; Streptophyta; Magnoliopsida; Poales; Poaceae. The transcript has 2 exons. Bases 406 to 1059 code for a protein of 217 amino acids.